AUGCCCACCACACAAAUCAACCUCAAUGCACUUAUUGGAGAGCUAACAGAUCGUCUGGGCAUCUUAGUUCACGAAGUUCAGCUGCUUGACGAUCGUAAGACAGUCCUCGAGCACAAGUUGCGCUUCGCCCAUGAAAAAUAUCAACGGCUUGCUGAUAAGUAUCCUGACGUUGAUCAAGAAACGACCUAUAUCCUAUCUAAACUUUGGCUCCCUCCCGCAUUGAAUGGUGAUCAGAUACAAUCUAUUCCACUCAUUCAUCUCGGAAGAACGCCGGUGCCUGAAAUAAAGUCAACCCUCAGGGAUGUAAUUCUUGCAGUUGAACGACUUGAAAUUUUCACCUUUAGCAACAACCCCAAUGUGAACAAUGUUAGGAUGAAUUCUGAACAAAGUGUUCAACCCUGGCAAAAAACGAAGUACGAAACGUUUGAAGAAGAUUUUACUGUAGCUGGGAAAUUAGGGCCCCUUUAUUGUCCAUUUUCAUGUCUAGGUCCUCUUCCUACUCCCGGAACGAUUCCAAAGAUACCCCAUCUCACCGUUAACGUCGAUUCCAGAAAUAUGCCUAAACAGAAGAAGGAACUUCUUAAUGAACCAGAUCCACUCUGUCCAUCAAUGAUAAUUAAUGCCACAAAAUCUCCUUAUUCUGCAACGGCAAGUGCGAAAUGUCCCAUCCGAUACCUAGAUCAGCAUUCUCCGGAGGAAGUAGCUAAAUAUCUUGAGACCCAUAAACACGAAAUUCCCCGGAGCCACGAAAUUUGUGUAAAACGCCAGCAGAGAAAUGAAAGUCACAUCAGAAAACUUGAUGCCAAAUAUGGUAAUCUUGUUAGUAUGAUACAAGGUCUGGGCGAGAAGCACCUACCUAUACUAUCCGCUAAAGAAGAGGAGCCUAGUCUAGAGCAACUGUCUAAUGAAAGACUCGUAACUUGGGCUCAAAACGUAAGUGCGGAUGAGAGUGGCCAGGUCGACGAAGGUCACAUAUCCCUUGAGAAAAAUGAAAAGGAAUCAUCAUUUGAUCGUCCUCUCAAAGAUGUUCGGGUUGGUGAAUCGCCAGGACGGCCGUGGGGAAUAUCAAUUUCAAAUUUACAAGCCCCAGAACCUCUAAAUAUUGAUGCACAGCCUGCUCUAUCAUCGCCCGUUGAUUCAUCGGGAUCUGCUAAAAAAUGUCCAUUUGGGCACAUGGCAAAGAUGAGUGCGGAGCCAAUGCUAUCUUCAGACAGGCCUACUAGAGCACAGAAUUCGUGGGAGCAUCCAGAUAGCAAUAAAGAUGCGCAGAAAACCCCCCAAGCCCCUCGACCCGUAUUGGAACCCCCUUUUUUUAAAAUGAAUGAAGAGGAGAAUAAUGAUCCACGAACUCAUUCGCCCAAGAUAUCAGAAGCCCAUCCUAAGUUCAUAAAUUAUCCACAAGUUCCAAGUUCCGGUCAUGGCCCGGUGCCGCAAAUGGUCUUCACUGGUCCCGUAUUCAUCGGUUACCCAAUUGAACAAGCUGUCAAUCUUAUGCGACAGUUCCGAGGGUGA
This is a messenger RNA of Blumeria graminis f. sp. triticale, 1512 nucleotides long. The record is from the annotation of a GenBank genome assembly. NCBI's taxonomy places the organism in Eukaryota, Fungi, Ascomycota, Leotiomycetes, Helotiales, Erysiphaceae.